UAUUUUACACGCAAGAAUGCGACGGCGGACACUGUCUCCCUAUCAUGGGAGGACAGCUACCCCUCCUUCGGCCGAGGUGUCGUUAAUUCGCAGCUUUGACUCCCAGGUCAAUCCGUCGCGUCCUGUCAGGCAAUCUCCUUUGGCAACCUCUCAAAUCCAAGGAAUGCCCUUGGAUCUGAUCGAACGUCUACGAACAUUUCCUCUGUUCCAAGCUGCCUCCGACACCUUCCUCGCCGACAUUGGCCUCCUCCUCAAGCCUCAACUAUACAGUGCCAAUGACUAUAUUAUCACAGAGGGUGAAGACGCGAAGGCAAUGUACUGGCUCGUUAGAGGUGCGGUAGCUGUUACAUCACGGGACGGCGAGAGCACAUAUGCUGAGCUGAAGCCUGGCGCGUUCUUCGGAGAGAUCGGUAUCUUCAUGGAGCGACCCCGUACCGCCACCGUCGUAGCUCGGUCAAGAUGUCUGGUCCUCAUCUUAAAAAAGGAAGAUCUGAAGACCAUACUGCCCAAGUAUCCGGACGUUGAGCGCGCGAUCCGAGAAGAAGCCUUGGAAAGAUUAACACAAUUGGAAAAGAAGAAGGCACAGGUGGUUUUGGGCAGUGAUGAUGUUCCCUCGGACGAAAGAAGGGGGUCCAAACGCAGGGCUGCAUUCCCUGAAGAUGUAUCGAUGAAUGACGGUGAUGCGAACAAAAGAAGAAAAUCUCCAAGCCCGGGUACCAAUGAAGUCUCGACGGCGAGCGCUUUGGGCCACGGUCUUGUCAACAUCCGAGCUACGUUAAAGGAGCUGCCGUUAUUUGCAUCUCUGCCGGCUGAUAUACUCCAUUUCCUGGGACUCAGCGCGUCGCCGAGGAGUUUUGCACCCUUCACAGAUAUCGUCAAACAAGACACUAGGGGGCGAGAGGUUUACUUCAUUGUCCGUGGAGAGGUGGAGGUGUUGGACGAGAAGAACCCGUCAAGCCCUAGGAUGAACAAAUCCAAAAUCCCCAAUGGCAUACCUCCGACGCCUCGUGUAGUUGCACGUCUACGGCCCGGGCAAUACUUUGGAGAAGUGGUCAGUCUAUCUCUGGCAGAUCGUCGGACAGCAACCGUUCGCUCGGUGACACAGGUCGAAUGUUUAAUGAUCUCUGAAAACGUCUUGGCCGACUUUUGGGAUCGAUGCCCCCCCGAGAUUGUUCGACAGAUCGAGGAGACGGCAAAAGAGAGAUUAAAGAUCGCUUCCGACAAUGAUGUAGUCAUGAACGAGGCAGAUGCUGAGCCUAAGAUACACCAGUUAGUCAUUGGGGAAGAUAAGGAGAGGAUCAUGAGAAAGGCGGCGCAGGCACCUCGAGUCACCUUCACAGAUGCCGAAAUAUCCAGUCCGACAGACGAACCGGGGAUCGUUGAACCUUCAGAUCCAGAUCCUUUCCUGAGCGAAGGUCUUGAAAAAGUCAAAUCAAGAUCGAGAAGGGGAUCACUUGCUCCACCAUCACCGGACGAAUCGUCAAAAGAACAGAGACGCAGGUCGCCUAGAAUCUCUCCAGUCACAACCACGACAUCAAGUCCGUCUCCUCGAAGUUCCGUGUCUGGGACACCGUCUCCAACUUCUGAACAAAAGGUUUCAGCGUUCUCAUUUUCUGAGGCUCCAUCUCCCGGCAGCCGAGCGAAACCACGAUCUGAGGUCCGUCCUGGUCUCAAUUACGGCAAAAUUCCUGACAAGUUAUUACAGCAGAUUUUCGGGUAUCUCGAACUUCAUGACCUGAUGCGUCUUCGAACAGUGUGCCUCCACUGGCAGCAUCUGCUACACACUUCAGAGAAUUUAUUGGCGUACCUGGACCUUGCGCGGUACAAUCGGAGUAUCACUAAUGAUGUUUUGAUCACUCGGAUUUGUCCCUUUGUGGGUCAGAGGCCACGUUUCAUCGAUCUCAGUAAUUGCUUUCAUGUCACGGACGAAGGAUUCACCGCGCUGGUUAAUGCGUGUGGCGCCAACGUACGCAGUUGGCGGAUGAAAAGCGUCUGGGAUGUCACUGCUCCAGCAAUAUUGGAGAUGGCCAACAGAGCCCGCGGACUGAAAGAGGUGGACUUUAGUAAUUGUCGCAAGGUCAGCGACACAUUGCUGGCGAGGAUUGUAGGCUGGGUGGUACCAAAUCAGCCACAUCUGUCCAACCAUCGCAGUAAAUUGAAUUCUCAACGUGCCGUGCUUGAUACGAAGAUGAACACUGCUAUUCAACAACCGGCUCCAGGUACGAUCAUUGGUUGCCCGGAACUAUCCUCGAUUACUCUGAGCUAUUGCAAGCAUAUAACCGACCGGACAAUGGCACAUAUUGCGACGCAUGCAAGUCAGCGAAUAGAGUCAAUGGACUUGACACGAUGUACAACGAUUACCGAUGCAGGAUUCCAAUUCUGGGGCAACGUCAAAUUCGAACGAUUGAAGAGGCUUUGUUUGGCGGACUGUACAUAUCUGGGUGAUCAGAGUAUUGUAUGGUUGGUCAACGGGGCCGGCAGCAGGUUGGAACAGCUUGACCUGUCUUUCUGUUGCGCCUUGUCCGACACGGCCACAGAAGUCCUGGCUCUAGGUUGUCCAAACCUAACCCAUCUCAAUCUCUCAUUUUGUGGAAGUGCCGUCUCGGAUCCAAGUUUGAGGUCUAUUGGCUUGCAUUUGACAUCUUUGCAGGAGCUCGCCGUCCGUGGAUGCGUCCGUGUCACUGGCCUCGGGGUACAAAGUAUAGUGGAAGGGUGUCAAAAAUUGAAAUUGCUUGAUGUCAGUCAAUGCAAGAAUCUUCAACCCUGGCUCGUAUCCGGCGGCGUUGAGCGUUGGCGAGCUGCAGGCAGAGAUGUCCAAUUUGUCGUUGUCAGUUCCGGAACGAAGUUGGUUCGGUGAUGACUAUCGCGAGGCGGCAGCGGGGACUGUUUCCUACGACUCUGUCAUCAUGAGUCCAGGCCAGACGAACGAUUUCAUGAAUUCAUGUACUACGUCCUCGUGUUGCAUACCGGGGCGAAAGAUGUUUGAGUACGAAGAGAAGGAGAAGCAAAACAGAGACAGUAUAGAAGCCCAGGACGAAAGCAUCAAGACGGUUCAAGUGUACCUUUUGUUUGGGAUUGGGAUUUGGACAGCAUUUUUUCUUUUUUGAUAUAUAUGAGAUCUGUUAACGAUCAAGAGUGAUACCCCCUCGAUAUUGAGUGAAAUGAAGAUUUU
Messenger RNA from Exophiala oligosperma, 3172 nucleotides. RefSeq lists its product as uncharacterized. The record is from RefSeq and is a predicted model, not a curated record. The transcript is spliced from 2 exons. Lineage: Eukaryota; Fungi; Ascomycota; Eurotiomycetes; Chaetothyriales; Herpotrichiellaceae. Gene Ontology annotation, molecular function: protein binding; protein-containing complex binding. The coding region runs from base 17 to 2857 and encodes 946 amino acids.